Doryrhamphus excisus (bluestripe pipefish) is the source of this 1400-nucleotide messenger RNA. It is a transcript of the gene ntmt2, whose product is annotated as N-terminal Xaa-Pro-Lys N-methyltransferase. Gene Ontology annotation, cellular component: cytoplasm. Gene Ontology annotation, biological process: N-terminal protein amino acid methylation. Lineage: Eukaryota; Metazoa; Chordata; Actinopteri; Syngnathiformes; Syngnathidae. Gene Ontology annotation, molecular function: N-terminal protein N-methyltransferase activity. The record is from RefSeq and is a predicted model, not a curated record.
AUGGAGAUUUCACUUGAAGAUGUUGAUAUCUCGUCACCCAACUUUGAGUACGAGGGAGCUCACAAGGCAUUCAGGGAUCGCUGGGAAAAGACGGAUGAGACAAUGUGUCGCCAUAGCAUGUCCUUCCACUUGCACCACACCAUGAGGACCGACUUCUUUGUCAGCUACCUCUACCUGCUGGAGAAAAUCCCUCUUGUCAAACUGUUUCCUGUCACCUGCGAGUACAUCGAAGGAGAGAAGCAGUUCUACUACAGAGCCCAGCAGUUCUAUGAGGAUGUCCCCGCCUCCGAGGAGGGAAUGAUGGGAGACUUUGUGGAGAUAUCCAAUGUGGAUCUGGAGGGCUCCCGCCAGUUCCUGAAGAGGUUUGUGGGUCCCGGCAAGGCCGGCACGCACUGCGCUCUGGACUGUGGCUCCGGUAUCGGCCGUGUGACCAAAGGUGUCCUCCUUCCUGUCUUUGAGAAAAUGGAGAUGGCGGACAUGAUGGAGCACUUCCUCCUCCAUGCGCACGAGGAGUACCUGGGGGAUGACGCCGACCGCAUUGAGACCUACUACUGCUACAACCUGCAAGAAUUCACCCCCCCCAAAAAUAAGUACGAUAUCGUCUGGAUGCAGUGGGUGGCAUGCCACCUGACGGACAAAGACCUGAUGAACUUCCUCAUCCGCUGCAAGAAGAGCCUGCGUCCAAACGGCGUCAUCAUCAUGAAAGACAAUAUGGCGCGACAAGGCUGCAAGUUGGACCCCAUCGACAGCAGCAUCAGUCGGCACCUGGACAUCAUGAAGUGCAUCAUCCACAAGGCCGGCUUGGAGGUCCUGGCUGUGGAGAAGCAGGAGGGCUUCCCUGAGAUCAUCAUGCCGGUCUGGAUGAUCGCGAUGAAGUAGAAUCCCAUAAACUAUUCAUCUAGUUGCCAUGUCAUAUCGCAACAAGGUGUGGCAGUAGUUUUUGGACAGAAGGAAGCGGCGCCAGCAGGUCACCUAUGUGCGGUGAGGUUCGGCGGCAGUCAAACAAGGCGUGCCACACGGCUCUAUGCUCUGCCCCCUCUUUGUCACAAUCAAAACUACCGGGGUAUUAGCACCGUUUCACAACGUGACUGUGAUAAGUGAAUUUUCGCAGAGCAUUGAAAACCUGUUCAGAAAAUCUCAUCAUCAGAGCCCUCCAAAGAAGAAAUAACAUCCCUAUAGUCACUUUAGCACUACUUUAUAGUCGACAUAAGUCAAAAAUAAGCCAUGUGAAUGAUAAUUAAGAUGCAUUUUUGUUCAUUUAGCCAUUUUUAUGCUUGAACAUGUUUCAUUAAGAUUUGCUUAAAUAUGCAUUUUUGUAUCGGAUUUGUCGUAGAAUAGGAUAGGACGUGGCGAGGGACAACUGUACAGUCAGUUACACAAAUUUUCCGCUAGUUGGCGUU